Molecule: messenger RNA, 1668 nt
Organism: Amoebophrya sp. A25
Lineage: Eukaryota; Dinophyceae; Syndiniales; Amoebophryaceae
Source: the annotation of a GenBank genome assembly
AGAAGUUCUUGCACCUGCUCAGGAGAUGAGGAUGUCACAUCAACUUCAACAAGAAGUUCAGGAGACGAGGACCCUUUCAUCAGGCAUACCGAAAAAGCUUGCAGGAGAGACCACGCCUUCAAGCAUGAACAUCAGUAGUGUGACGAAGCGUGAGGUGAUUGACGCGUCGCGGGCUUUGCAGGCGCAGCUGGAGAGGGUGCCUCUAGUGCACUUGUUUCUACUCCUGAGGGAAAUAGCUACUUUGCUCUUGGUGCACCUCGACGCACGUAGAGUUUUUCUCACGACAAUGCUACCAGUUUUGUGGACCCUUUUCGGCGACGCAGAUAUAUUUGAUGCUCCAAACCUUGCGCAGACGAUCGUACAACUGUUAAGGCCACAUAGAAUGUCAACGACCUACAAUCUAAUCCCGUCAUCUUUAUAGCUUCUACACAACUGCACCGAAGCGGAUCAAUGGACCUGUCCGGAAGUGGAAAGUGCAAAGGGAGUAUAUAGAUAUAAGAGCUUAAGCUCCUGUCGAAUGAUGUCGGAUGUUGACCUUGGUGAGCUAGCACCCAUAAGCAAGGUCAACAACGCCGUUCCGAUAUCAUUGAGAGCACUAGACUACUAUCUUAGUUAUAUACUAUCUAGGGUAAGCCAUCCUUCGUUCCCAUCGUUCCUAUUACUUUACCUUUCAGUUCAAGAUACUCCUAAUCCUCUUAGCUCAUGCUUCUCCUUUCCGCAUUUUCAUGACUUUGACUGCGGUAAACGACCUACAAUCUAAUCCCGUCAUCUUCAUGGCUUCUAGUUAGGAGGUCGGCUCCACCACAAUUUAUUGCUACUCAUAUUGGUUUUUCAUAACUCUUGAUUUCAUCAGGAUAUGUGUCAUCCACCGCUAAAUUUGACGGAUAUCGCGUUUGCGCAAAGUGGAUUGGACAGCGCAUCAGGGGUCACCAGAGUGGGAGUAGGGGAGUCGCUAGCCGCGACGCCAUCAAUGUGGCAGUCCAACCGCUGUAAGUUGCCGAACGUUACAGCAGGCACGCACGCCCUACUCGCUCUGACAGCCAGCUUUCGACGACUCUUUCUCGGACUCAAAUACAAUGCUGACAAAUACAAUUGCGUCUUUGAUGCGAGUAAGGCAGGAUCGCUAGACGACGAUUUGACCAACUCCACACGAUCAUCCGAGGCCCCGCGCGAAGACCUUCUUAGUGAAAGUGGCUACUACCGCAGGAAUCCCGAUGAUGACGAAGCCAUUAUGUUGAAAGAUAUUUAUUCAAAGUUCAAAGCAACAAGGUCGUGGAGAGAGAGGUGGAGAGUUCUGGCGGUGGUGAAAAGAAGAAAUUACUAGAACUGGAGCCUAUUGAUACUCGCUUCGCGAUUUAUUAAAAGUUCGACGUUGAGAAGUUUUUUCUCACGUUACAGACAGUUUUCUUGCAUCCAUGGCGCCACUAUGGAUAAGUUGAUGCACAAUGUUUCUAUCUGCCUGUUUUUGUCGACAUGAUUAGUCGGGAUUCUAUUUGUAAAUCUAAAUAUGAGACAGACUCUCAGAGAACACAAAUGAUCAUGAUAUAAUGAAAAGCUUUCCCUGCUGCACUUUAUUCUCUUGUGCACUAAGUUCUCUUGUGCACUUUAUUCUCUUGUGCACUUUAUUUUCUUGUGCACUUUUUCUUCUAAGGUAGUGGAUCACAGUGG